AUGGCUGAAGAAGUUUCAAAGACAAGCACAACUCAAGAGGAAGUGGCGGUCGCUGACGUGGCACCUACUGAGAAACCAGACAACAACGUUGUUGUUUCCCUGGAGAAAGACGCACCCCAAGAAGAAGAAAAAGCAUCCCCGGAGAAGGAGAACAUUCCUGAAACUGAGACGGAGGUUUCCAAAGAUAACAUUCCGGAAUCAGGUUCGUUCAAGGAAGAAAGCACCAUUGUCUCCGACCUACCGGAAACCGAGAAAAAGGCAUUGCAAGAACUCAAACAACUCAUUCAGGAAGCACUCAACAAACACGAGUUUUCUGCGCCUCAGAGUAACCACCCUCCCAAAGAUGAAAAAUCCGAAGAUGCCACCGACUACAAGGAAGAACAAAAGCGCGUGGAGGAAGAGAAGGAACACGUUGUUCAUGCUGAUGCUGCUGAGGUGGUAGAAUCGACAGAAAAAGAAGCUGCGGAAGUGAAGGAAACUGAGGUUGUUGACGAAAAAGUGGCUGUUACUGAUGCUGCUUCUGUUGUGGAGGAUGGAGCCAAAACGGUAGAGGCGAUUGAGGAGAGCGUUGUAUCUGUGACUGUGUUAGAGGAAGAAGCGAAGGUGGAAGCUGCUUCUGCUUCCCCCGAAGAGAUUUCGAUUUGGGGAGUGCCGCUUCUUGCUGAUGAAAGGAGCGAUGUGAUUCUGCUGAAGUUUCUUCGUGCGAGGGACUUCAAGGUGAAGGAUGCGUUUGCGAUGAUAAAGGGGACGAUUCGGUGGAGGAAGGAGUUCGGGAUGGAGGAGUUGUUGGAGGAGGAUUUGGGGGAUGAUUUGGAGAAGGCGGUGUACAUGCAUGGGUUUGACAAGGAGGGUCACCCUGUGUGUUAUAACAUCUAUGGGGAGUUUCAGAACAAGGAAUUGUACAAGAAGAGUUUCUCUGAUGAGGAGAAGAGGCACAGAUUCCUCAGGUGGAGGAUUCAGUUCCUGGAGAAGAGUAUCAGGAGGCUUAAUUUUACCCCUGGAGGGAUAAGCACCAUUGUUCAAGUCAAUGAUCUCAAGAACUCUCCUGGACCUGCCAAGUGGGAGCUUAGACAGGCUACCAAACAGGCCCUGCAGUUGCUUCAGGAUAACUAUCCUGAGUUUGUAGCCAAACAGGUGUUUAUCAAUGUGCCAUGGUGGUAUUUGGCAGUGAACAGGAUGAUAAGCCCUUUUCUUACUCAGAGAACCAAAAGCAAGUUUGUCUUUGCUGGCCCUUCCAAAUCAGCUGAGACUCUUCUGAGAUACAUUGCUGCGGAGCAACUUCCGGUCAAGUAUGGUGGACUAAGCAAAGAUGGGGAAUUCGGAAUUUCCGAUGCUGUUACAGAAAUUACAGUGAGGCCAGCAGCAAAACAUACUGUGGAGUUUCCAGUUACUGAGAACUCCCUACUGUCUUGGGAACUCAGAGUAAUAGGGUGGGACGUAAGCUAUGGUGCAGAGUUUGUGCCAAAUUCAGAGGGAAGCUAUACUGUGAUCAUCCAGAAGGCUAGAAAGGUUGCUUCAUCAGAAGAACCGGUGCUUUCCAACAAUUAUAAAAUUGGUGAACCUGGGAAAGUGGUUCUCACUAUUGACAACCAAAGCUCUAAGAAGAAGAAACUCUUGUACCGCUUGAAGGUCAAGCCCUCCUCUUCUGAUUGA
This is a messenger RNA of Sphenostylis stenocarpa, 1653 nucleotides long. The record is from the annotation of a GenBank genome assembly. NCBI's taxonomy places the organism in Eukaryota, Viridiplantae, Streptophyta, Magnoliopsida, Fabales, Fabaceae.